UACGUGCUUCGGAGACCUAUCUUUAUUUGUAAGGCAGAUUCCGGAAAUUUUUGACCGUUACCUCCGCCUCUUCCUCUUUCGCGCCGUUCUUCCUCCCUCGCUCUCCUCCUCCCUCCUUUUCUCCUCCUCCCUCCUUCCCUUCUUCCUCCUCCCUCCUUUUCUCGUCCUUCCUCCUUCCCUUCUUCCUUCGCCUCCCUUCUUCCUCCCUCGCCCCCUUCUUCCUCCUCCCCCUUCCCUUCUUCCUCCGCCUCCCUUCUUCCUCCUCCCUCCUUCCCUUCUUCCUCCGCAUCCCUUUUUCCUCCCUCGCUCCCUUCUUCCUCCUCCCUCCUUCCCUUUUGUUGUGCAUCCAGAACUCCUGAGAACUCCUGCGCAAGAAGCUGCGUCUCCCUCUACCAUCCCUCGCUCUCAGACACCAUUGCAGCCUUUUGCAGAGCUCAUCAAGCGGCACCAGUCGUUGGAGACGCUGUGUAGAUUCUGACCUCCGCGACCUUCCAUCCUCAUAAGGCAGACAUCGACAGGUAGAUUUUGUUCAAAGAGUCAUUUAUUCGGGAGAUGGUUGGUGUAAGGGAUUCAUCAUAUGAAGAGUUAUUAAUCAAGUUGGGUUCAAGUAAUAAAUCGACUUUAAAGAGGAAAAGGGAAGAACCUGGUGAUAACAACAUUGGGAAUGAAGAGGAUGAUUGUAUGACUUGUGAUGUUUCUGAAAAGGAUCAUGUUGAAGGAUCCACAUUAUCAAGUUAUAAAGAUAUUCAGGAAGAUGUCUUGCAUAUGGAAGGAGAAGAUGAUCUUGAAGAUACACAGACUGAUAUUGAGUCUGUGGGUGCCAAAAGUUACUUCAGAAGACACCUGGAAUACUCAUUGUCGGAGGCAGAGAUCAGUAAGAUAAAGAUGACUAAGUGGAAGUUUCAUUGGGCAGUUCCAGCUCUUGACAAGCCAUCGUCUAAAUGGCUAGGGACUGAUCAGUGUUUUCUGAAGGUGGAUGAUGGAAAUGUUGCCCAUGGCCUUAAGCCCCAGUUGUAUAGACAUUGGCAAGAGAUGUGCAAUGGGUCUGCCUCUGUUGACUUUCAUUCCUCUAGACAAUGGAGAUUCUUUCUGCUCUGUAGUGGAUAUCGUGAUAUUUUGCAUCCUGACAAGAAGCCUUUCUAUCUUAAAGGGAAAGAGGACUCAGAUAUCAUGGAUGCAUAUUUAAUGCACUCUUUAAAUCAUACCUUCAGGACGAGAGAUCUUGUUACCAAGGAUAAUGCAAAACUUGCAAAGCUAUCAGAGAACAAUGGCGACACAGCUGCCAUUAGUGCUGGGCUACUGGAUCAUGGAUUCACGCGUCCUAAGGUCCUGAUCUUAUUGCCAUUAAGAAGCAUUGCACUGCGUGUUGUCAAGCGGUUGAUUGAGUUGAUACCUCCAUCACUGAGAGUGAACAUUGAAUUCAAAGAUCGUUUUUUUGAAGAGUUUGGGAUUGCACAAAAUGAAGAUCAAACUGCUUUUUCAGCUGAGAAUGGGCAUCAGCAUUGUGAGGUCAUGUCUCGCAGUUCUUCAAAACCUGCUGAUCAUCAAGCCCUUUUUGGUGGGAAUUCGGAUGACCACUUCAGGGUUGGGAUAAAAUUUACUCGGAAAAGCAUAAAGCUCUACAGUGAUUUCUAUUCGUCAGACAUAAUUGUAGCAUCGCCUAUUGGUCUGGUAACUAAAAUUGAGGAGGCAAAGAAGGAGAAAGAAAAAGAUUUUGACUUUCUGUCAUCUAUAGAGGUCUUGAUUGUUGAUCAUGCUGAUGUCAUAGCUAUGCAGAACUGGGACCACAUGAAUUUUGUUUUUAAACAGAUCAAUCAGAUACCAUCAAAGCAACAUGGCACUGAUAUUAUGCGCAUUAGAAAAUGGUAUCUUGACGGACAUGCACAAUUUUAUAGGCAGACAAUCUUGUUAAGUUGUUUUCUUACCCCAGAAAUGAAUGCGUUAUUCAGUAAAAUCUGUCUGAACUAUGAAGGGAAGGUAAAAUUGGUACGUGAGUAUAAAGGCAUCCUCCAAAAGAUCUUACUUCAAGUGCGGCAGGUUUAUGAGCGAUUUGAUGCUACUUCUGCUAUUGAUAUAGAGGAUGCCCGAUUCGAUUACUUUGUUCAGAAGGUAUUCCCCAAGAUAAAGGAUUCACUCGAGGGUGGAAUCAUGAUAUUUACCAGUUCAUAUUUUGACUUUGUGCGGGUCAGGAAUUUCUUGAAGUCACAGAAAGCUUCUUUCUGCAUGCUUGGAGAGUAUACAGAAGAGAGUGAUAAAUCUCGUUCAAGGCUUUGGUUUUUUGAAGGGAAAAGAAAAAUCAUGCUGUAUACUGAGCGUGCUCAUUUUUAUUUUAGAUACAAGAUUAGAGGUGUCAAGAAGUUAAUCAUUUAUUCUCUUCCAGAAAGGAAAGAAUUUUAUCCUGAGAUAGUAAAUAAGCUUGGAGAAGUUGACAAUGGAAGCUGCCUAGUGCUAUUCUCACGCUUUGACAGUUACAAGCUGGAGAGAAUUGUAGGAACACCUGCAUCCAAGAAGAUGGUGUCUUCCAUGAAGAACACCUUUGUCUUCUCUUAGCAGUUCAGUUCUUGUUGGCUGUAUGAAAAAAAAACUUGUCUCCCAGUAACAUAUUUGUUCUCAUACGGCAUGAAAGUGUGUUCUUUUUUGUACUUUAAUUUAUUGGUUGCCCAGUUUAGUGUGAACUUAUUUUUAAUGUGAAUAGAUAGUCCCUAUGAUUAUUAAUGCAUUCGUAGCCCGAAGUCUUGAUGCA
Molecule: messenger RNA, 2743 nt
Organism: Nymphaea colorata (pocket water lily)
Lineage: Eukaryota; Viridiplantae; Streptophyta; Magnoliopsida; Nymphaeales; Nymphaeaceae
Product: protein NUCLEOLAR FACTOR 1
Exons: 24
Coding region: 553-2550 (665 amino acids)
Biological process (GO): maturation of SSU-rRNA from tricistronic rRNA transcript (SSU-rRNA, 5.8S rRNA, LSU-rRNA)
Cellular component (GO): nucleolus; small-subunit processome
Molecular function (GO): U3 snoRNA binding; rRNA binding
Source: RefSeq, a predicted model, not a curated record